Messenger RNA from Lodderomyces jiufengensis, 891 nucleotides. RefSeq names its product Sec63 complex subunit (gene SEC62). Bases 1 to 891 code for a protein of 296 amino acids. Gene Ontology annotation, cellular component: endoplasmic reticulum membrane; endoplasmic reticulum. Lineage: Eukaryota; Fungi; Ascomycota; Pichiomycetes; Serinales; Debaryomycetaceae. Gene Ontology annotation, biological process: post-translational protein targeting to membrane, translocation. The record is from RefSeq and is a predicted model, not a curated record. The transcript has a single exon.
AUGUCAGCUCCACCCGGUCAAGGACAAGUUCAAAUUCAAACCGGUGGUCAAAGAUCACCAGCGGCUUUAAACAUUGCCAAUUACUUGUUUCAAAAUUCAAUAUUGAAACAAAGAUCAGGAUUAUUAGAUAAUAAAACAGAUAUUGAGUUUUUCAAAUAUAAAAGAUUUGAAAGAGCAUUAUUAAGUGAUGAUUAUAGAUCAAAACAACAAAAUCCCAAAAAUGGAUUAAUUCCAAUUGCAAAUGCUCAAGAAGUUCAAAAAAUAUUUGUAUUAUUAAUUCAAAAUCAAUUAAUUUUACCAAUAAAUAAAUUACAUUAUUCUGAAGUUAAAGCUAUAAAAGGUUGGAAACCAAUACGUGAUAAACCAACUUUUAAAAGAGCCGAUAAAGCAGUUAUAGAUCCAAAAUCAUAUUUUGGUUGGUUAUAUACAAAACCAAAUCCUUAUAUCUUGUUAUAUUCAAUCUUGGCUAUAGCUGGUAUAUUUACAGUUAUAUUAUUCCCAUUAUGGCCAAAUUUCAUGAGAAGAGGUGUAUGGUAUUUAUCAAUGGCUGCAUUAGGAUUAAUUGGUUUGUUUUUCAUAAUUGCAAUAAUACGAUUAAUCAUAUAUAUUAUAUCAUUAGUUGCAUUUCCAAAACCAUUUUGGUUAUUUCCAAAUUUAUUUGCUGAUUGUGGAGUUAUUGAAAGUUUUAUACCUUUUUAUGGAUGGGAAGAACCUAAAAAGAAAAAAUCAAAAAAAUCAAAAAUGUCAAGUACUAAACCUUCUAAUGGUAGUAGUAAUGAAAUUGAACCAAUUUUAACAAGUAAAGAAAAAAGUGCAACUGGUUCUGAAACUCAUAAAAGUAAUGGAGAAUCAAAAAAUAGAAAAGUUACAUUAGAAGAAGUUGCUGAAUAG